ACGUGGAAAUGGCCAAAUGCUUCACGACUUUCAUUGGAAGUCGAAUAAUGUUGAGACGAAGCUUUUUCAAACCAAUAAGUUUGUCUUCACUUAUUAGACUUUUUCUAGGAACUUUCGCAGUCCUCUACGUAAUGAAUUUCUUCUACGAUUAUCGUCUGCUAUUUCAACGCCAACAGGUUCGUUACUUGGUUACACCAGAGAAGCUGUGCCCUAUCGUUCUGUACUGGACGAAAUUCUACGACAUGAAAGACUUUGGCAUUGGAGUCGGGCGGGCUACUUUCUCCCAAUGCAAUCACAUGGAAGGAAGCAGCGGAUGUUUGACAACGACGGAUCGCAGUUUGCUGAACGAUAGCGACGCCAUUUUAUUCCACGGUCAAGAUAUCGACGUUGAUGAUUUGCCUCCACCUCAAUGGAGACGUCCUCAUCAACACUUUAUAUUUGUACUUCAAGAAUCGCCAGUGUACACGAAAUUUUACAAAUUCCAACAGCCAUUGUUUCAAAAUUAUUUCAACCGAACGAUAUCCUAUCGACGUGACUCUGACGUUCCCAUCACGUACGGUCGUUUGCAGUGCAUAGAUCCAACUCCACCCUGUUCGGAUUUUCCACGUACUGACGUCACCACUGUAGAAGACACUUUCAAUUCGUCAGCUCCAAUCAAAAUAAAUCUGGCAUCCAAAAAUCGAACAGUGGCCUGGUUCGUGUCCAAUUGCCACUCAAACAGCCAAAGGGAAUCUCUAGUUCGGAAACUGUCACGUUUUAUUACGGUGGAUAUUUAUGGAGGUUGCGGAAAAGUUCAAUGUCCCACCCGGGCUGAUUGCGACUCGAUGCUCAGUCGUUAUUAUCGUUUCUACCUCAGUUUUGAAAAUUCUCUUUGCACAGAUUAUGUGACAGAGAAAUUGUACCGACCGUUGAUGCACGACACGGUGCCGGUCGUUUACGGAGGAUCCGAUUAUUCUUUCCAUCUUCCAGUUGGAUCCUACGUGGAUGCCAGAGAUUUUGAAAGUGCCGAGAGCCUGGCCAAUCACCUGAAAAAAUUGAUGGUGGACGAUGAGCUCUACCUGAGUUAUUUCCGAUGGAGAAGGAAAUACGUUGUUAACCCGUGGGCGGGUGAUUGGUGUCGGCUGUGCAAGAUGCUGAGAGACACGAACACGAAAAGCAAAAUUUAUUCAAAUAUUUCUGCUUGGUGGACGGGGUCUGUCACGAACCCAACGUGCAUCGUACCGCCUACAUCAUUUAUCUCUUCGUAACAGAACUCGACGUCAAUGCUCGGGUGUUUUCAUCAGCCACUUGGCUAUUUGGCGUGACAAGGCGUCGACAAACUGGAUCACCGUCAACACUGUAAUCAAAUGUUAAACUGUGUCAUCCUCGCUGAAUAAUUCACCCAUUAAUGUACGCCCAAACCUGAAGCGCCCAACAAGAGGCCAAGGGUCCCGCCAAUAUCGCACAGCAACGAGAUGAUAUCGUAAGCGAAUUCCUCUUUGGUUUCUUCAUAAGUCAUGUCGAUAAAAUACACCUGCAUGAUUUGAAA
Messenger RNA from Daphnia magna, 1528 nucleotides. RefSeq names its product alpha-(1,3)-fucosyltransferase C. The coding region runs from base 9 to 1247 and encodes 412 amino acids. Gene Ontology annotation, cellular component: membrane. Gene Ontology annotation, molecular function: alpha-(1->3)-fucosyltransferase activity. NCBI's taxonomy places the organism in Eukaryota, Metazoa, Arthropoda, Branchiopoda, Diplostraca, Daphniidae. The transcript has 3 exons. The record is from RefSeq and is a predicted model, not a curated record.